AGGGAAGCUCAAACGAAAGACAUGUUUACGAGUACGUGAUAAGAAGCCAGAAACCGAGGAGGCAAGAAGACCGAAAUACCUGUACAUGUUAUACAAAGUAGGCGAUAAAUCUUUUGGGGACAGACUCUUAUCAUAUUUUCCUAUACACGUUUGAUUGGUUUAUUGUUAAAAGGACAAAAUGGGUUGCUGGUUCUCCAAAAAAUCCAAGAGAAAAUCACCCGAAAAGGAACCUACUCCGAAAACGGUGGAAGAUAAGGCGAACAGCAGCAACGCCAACAACAUUGACCUCUGCAGCAAUACAACAGAGGACCCACCUAAACAAUACAGCUGGGACAAACGUGAAAAGGUUGAUCCUAAGGACUUCAUGCUAACAGGGCUGAAGAAUGCCACGGUGGGCCGUCUGCCAGGCAAGCUGAACGGACAGCAGUUUGUCAUCCAGGACUGUGACAACUGUAAGAUCUUCGUGUUGGACCACUCUGCCACCAUCACCAUCGACGACUGCACUAACUGCUGCAUCGUUAUGGGGCCAGUGAAGGGCAGUGUGUUCUUCAGGGACUGUAAGGACAUCAAGUGUGUGGUGGCCUGCCAGCAGUUCAGGACCAGGGACUGUCAGAAGAUGGAGGUGUUCCUGUGUUGCGCCACUCAGCCCAUCAUCGAGGCGUCCACGGGAAUGAAGUUCGGCUGCUUCCAGUACUACUACCCCGAGCUGGCCUUCCACUUCAAGGACGCAGGCCUCAGCAUCUUCAACAACAACUGGAGCAACGUCCAUGACUUCACGCCCGUCUCAGGGGAGACCAAUUGGAGCCUGCUGCCUGAGGACACUGUGGUGUUGGACCAUGUUCCAGCCCCUGACCCGGAGUCAGAGUUUAAAUCAGUCCGGAUCUCAGCUGAGGCAUCCCGCAGCAUCGUGCCCAUGACCAAAGGAGGCAGACGCAAGGAGAGUGACGAGUCCUGUCUGUUUGUGUUCUUCUCUGGGGACUACACCACUGCUAACGCCCGGAAACUCAUUGAUGAGUUGUCUGUGUGCAGAGGGUCCCUGGUUCGAGCCCGGGGCGAGGAGAGGGACGGAAGCAAUACUGUUACACAGGCCUACUGUCUCUUUCAUAACAAGGCCUCUGGGAAAGGGUUUGUGCUGAUACAGACUAAGGAAGUGUCCAUGCGCCCCGAGGACGUCAGCAGAGUGUUCCAGAAUGAUGCAGAGGGACUCCUCGAGUGGAUCACCAACGGCCCAGUGACAGCUCUGGAGUUGAAUGGGGACGGGGUAGUGGAGGCCUGCAAGAGCAUGGCCAGUGACAUGUUCAGUGGAACCAAGGUGUUUGUUUCAGACAACAGAAAUACUUCCUCUCGAGAUGUGGACAACUUCUUCAACUUCGCUGACAUGCAGAUGGGCUUGUGAUUGAGUCACUGUAUGACAAUCAACUUACUACACAACCAAGGACUUUUUUGUUAUAUUUUUUUAUACUAGUAGGUAGCGGAGAAGGACAGGUUAAUCAUCAGAAUGAUGGUAGGUAGUUGAGAAGGACAGGUUAAUCAACAUAGUGAUGGUAGGUAGUUGAGAAGGACAGGUUAAUCAACAUAGUGAUGGUAGGUAGCGGAGAAGGACAGGUUAAUCAACAUAGUGAUGGUAGGUAGCGGAGAAGGACAGGUUAAUCAUCAUAGUGAUGGUAGGUAGCGGAGAAGGACAGGUUAUUCAACAUAGUGAUGGUAGGUAGCGGAGAAGGACAGGUUAUUCAUCAGAAUGAUGGUAGGUAGCGGAGAAGGACAGGUUAUUCAUCAGAAUGAUGGUAGGUAGUUGAGAAGGACAGGUUAAUCAUCAGAAUGAUGGUAGGUAGUUGAGAAGGACAGGUUAAUCAACAUAGUGAUGGUAGGUAGCGGAGAAGGACAGGUUAUUCAUCAGAAUGAUGGUAGGUAGCGGAGAAGGACAGGUUAAUCAACGUAGUGAUGGUAGGUAGCGGAGAAGGACAGGUUAAUCAACAUAGUGAUGGUAGGUAGCGGAGAAGGACAGGUUAAUCAUCAUAGUGAUGGUAGGUAGCGGAGAAGGACAGGUUAAUCAACGUAGUGAUGGUAGGUAGCGGAGAAGGACAGGUUAAUCAACGUAGUGAUGGUAGGUAGCCGAGAAGGACAGGUUAAUCAACAUAGUGAUGGUAGGUAGCGGAGAAGGACAGGUUAAUCAACAUAGUGGAGAAGGACAGGUUCAUUAGUUAUAACGAGCAGCCAGGGGGGAAACGCUGUAUUAGUUAUUUGGCUAUUUGAAUUUCUUGAAAUUCAAGAAAGUAUUCUCUUGUUUAUAUUGUGUAUAUUUUGGUCUUUGCUGUUCUGUUAGGUAAUUUUGGUGUGUGUGUGUGUGUGUGUGUGUGUGUGUGUGUGUGUGUAACACACAUUGAAACCAUUGUGGUGAAUGAUCGGUGUAGAGUGAAAUUGCCCAUAGAUUCUGAUCUUGAAUCAGUUUUGCAUUUCCCCCACUGUUUUAUGUUAGGAUUUGUGGAGGUGAAGAGCUGAUCCAAGAUCUGUUCCUAGGAGAAACUUUACCCCGUACAUCAUGUGUUUUCUCUUCUGUAUUUGUUAGGGUCCUUGCUAUUUGGGGUGCUUGGGACGUCCCAACUCUGUCAUCCCAUUCAAGUUGAAAUUUAAACUAGUCUAGGUAAGGGUUAAGGUUCGGUUCGAGGUUAAGGGCUCAGACACAGCAGUAGUGUUUUCUGGUCCAGAGUACUUGGCCUCUCUGAAUGUAAUUUGUGAACCGAGUGCGCACAGAUUUUACAUGUCGAAUCAGGUGAAAUGUGUCUGUGGUCAGAUGUCUAUAAAGGUCCCUAAACCACAGUGCGCUGAACGAUCGACAGACCAACGCUAAAUCCCCAUUCGGUGCCAUAUAUGCAAGCCUUUCAAGUUAGGUUUAGGGUAGGGACGUCCCAACCAUUCCGAUAGCACUAACCCAUUAGUUUGUGUGUUUGGUUGAGCAGCAAGACACCGGGACUUCCUUAGUGGUUACCUGAGUUACCUGUGUUGUUUCCAGACACGUUGUCAGGGUGAUACUGGUGUAAAUAGCUGAUUGGACAAUGCUGUGAUUGAGUACAGGGGUGUAUUCACUAGGAAAUUAACAGAAGCAAGCGGGACAAAAUGGGGAGGAGACCUACCUAAAAAAUGUUUUGCUACAGUUGGUGUGCACAAAUAGACACCUCAACACUUUGGUUACACCAAUGUAGACUACACCUAUUAUGUAAAUAAUUAUUUCACAUAUUUUAGUUAAUGUAUUAUUUUGGGGGGGUGAAUUAAAUAAAUGUUAUUAGAAAGCAUUUAGAAUGUAUUGAAGACAGGAAGAGAUGUGGUAAUGUUGUUUUCUAUGGGACCAGACAGGAAGAGAGGUGGUAAUGUUGUUUUCUAUGGGACCAGACAGGAAGAGAUGGUAAUGUUGUUUUCUAUGGGACAGAACCUCAUCCCUGUGAUGAAAUUCCUGCUUCUCAAAUGGCGCCCUAGUCCUCUACUAUUGACCAGGGUAGUGCACUAUAAAAGGACUAUGGUGCCGUUUGGGAAGCACGGUAGACUUUAACAUUUUGUAUUUGUUGAAGGAAUGAUCUGAUUGGGACUUUGUAUUGCUAAAUGUUUCCUAUUGUAUCUCUGUAGAAUCAAAUGAACAUGUCAUUACUAAUAUAUUAAAGAUCCAUUUGUA
Molecule: messenger RNA, 3664 nt
Organism: Oncorhynchus tshawytscha (Chinook salmon)
Lineage: Eukaryota; Metazoa; Chordata; Actinopteri; Salmoniformes; Salmonidae
Product: RP2 activator of ARL3 GTPase
Exons: 6
Coding region: 179-1396 (405 amino acids)
Biological process (GO): post-Golgi vesicle-mediated transport
Cellular component (GO): periciliary membrane compartment; cilium
Molecular function (GO): GTPase activator activity
Source: RefSeq, a predicted model, not a curated record